UACGGUAUUCUUGUUCCCCUUUUAGAGCAAUGUUAUUUGCGAUUUUCAACAAAGUUUCAAAGCAGGUUCAGAUGUUUGGUUAGUGACUUGGUUGUGUUCUGACAGGAAAACAAUUCUUUGAUAAUAGCUAUAAAGAUGUUGAAAGUCAUCUUUCCAAUUCUGUCAUUUUUACUACUUGAAGCCAGUAAAACAGAGUCAGAAAAUGGUGUGAUUAUAAACAGUGUAAAACUAAAAUAUAAUCCUGCAGAUGCUGGUGGCAUUAAAGAAGGAAGCAACAUUACCCUGACUUGUUCUGUGGAUAUCCUGACACCUUCUGGUCAAUCACCUCAGAUUUCAUACUUAUUCUAUAAGGGACAGACACAAGAUGUCCUGCUGAAAAUUGUUACAAUUCAGGCCCAAGAAUCUCAAUAUCUAAUCCAAUCGGCUCGACCCUCACAUUCUGGAUACUACAGUUGUGAAGUGGCAGCAGGGAGUCAAAGGGAGGAAAGUGCUUCCACAUUCAUAACAGUUACAGGAAAUUUACAGACACCUGUACUCACCGUACAUCCAAUAGAGGUGAUUCUGGGAGAUUUAACUGAGUUGUGCUGUACAUCUGAGGAAAUUCCUCCUCUGACAUUCAUAUUCUACACAUAUAAAAAUGGACUGAACCCAGUGCGUCUCCAUGAAAAUUCAAGCAAAAACAAAACUGUGACACACCAACUGAGGGUGACAACAGAUACAGAGAAAAACUAUAGUUGUACAAUCGAAGUGCCUGCAGCCAGGAGUGUCUCAAAGCACAGUGAAGUAGUACAGCUCUCAGUACAAAAUCCAUUUUCAGAUCCAAUGUUUGAAAUUGAACCGUCAAAUGAAAUAUUUGAAGGAGAUAAACUCACCAUUAAAUGCAGGGUUACGCAUUUGCUUCCUCAUGUAAAACCUCAAUUAAUCAUUAUGAAGGAUACAACUCCAAUAAGUACAGGAAAUACUAGCUCAGUGGUAUUUUCUAAAACAGCAAAUGCAACUGAUACAGGAAAGUAUGGGUGCAUGGCGAGAUGGAACAGUGUAUCUCAAGCUAUAAGAAGACAAGUGACUGUGGCAGUACCAGUUUCCAUACCAACUUUAAUGUCAACACCCAUUGGUGGUAAUGUGGUAGAAGACGGUUCUUUGGAUCUUUCAUGUGCUGUGUUGGGCGGAUCCUAUCCAAUAACUUACAAGUUUUACCAAGAUACAUCAGAAAUUCCUCUGCAUCAAAUAACAUUAAAUGCGACCACAGCAGUCCAUCAUAUUGUUUCAGUUAAGAAUGGGCACAGUGGAAAGUAUUCCUGUGAGGUAUCAAAUUCUGCAAAUCAAAUCACUCGAACAAAAAAAAGUCAGUAUGUUACUAUAAUUGUAAGAGUUCCAGUAUCCAACCCUACAAUAAAAUGCAAUUCUUUAAAAGAUGUAUAUAAAACAGGAGAAUGGGUAAUCCUGCUUUGCCAGUCAACCAAUGGAACUGUUCCUAUAACUUAUUCAUUGUUCUCAAAUAAAAGACUCAUCUACUUGAUCUCGAGAUCUGAUAGAGAGCCUGCAACUUUUAAAGUUCUCUUAAAUGAAACCAAAGAUGGCGGGGAGUACAAGUGCAAAGCUGAGAAUGAAAUUCCAAACUUGUCCAAAUACAGCAAAGGAAUAAACAUUACAAUAAAAGUUCCUGUAUCCAAACCACUGAUUUAUCCUCUGUUGAAUUCUACCAAGGUGAAGUUAGGGGAGACUGUGACACUGCACUGCGUAACAAGCACAGGAACUCUACCAAUCACUUAUACACUGUAUCGGAAUCAAUCAAGUCUCCAAUCAGCUACUACAAUGCAGGCAAUACCAGCAGGCUUUAACAUAACAGUAGAUUCAGUGGAGCAUUCUGGAGUGUACAGCUGUAAAGCUGAAAAUCAAAUUUCUUCAGAACACAGUAAUGGAUUAUCCUUUCGUAUUUUACGUGGUGGAUUUCUAUGGUGGAUUUACAUAAUAAUAGUCGUAAUUUCACUAAUGAUAAUAGGACUGGCAAUAUUAAUAGCUCAACAUUGUAAGCAGUGGUGCAAGAAUAAUGAAGGUAUAAACCAGGAGGAUGAAAGCUCUAAACCAAGUCAGAGAGGGCCUUUGCAACAUAAUCAAGGGUCUCUGAAAAAAAGUAUGGAGGUUAUUUAUAGCAAAAUUGGAAACAUUACGCAUCCAAAGCUCAACCAACCAGAUUCUGACAUGCUGAUAGAACAGCAAGAAGCUGAUUCAGACAGGAAUCAUGAGGGGGACUACACUAACAUCAUGUCAUAUCAAGGAAAUGUUACAGAAGAUGAUUCUGAAAGUGAUUGCGAAGCAGAUUACACGAAUGUGACAUCAAAAAGAAAAGCUGCCAGUGCUGACAGCGAUACCUCCUCUGAUGAAACCAAUCACGUUUUAUACACUCAACUUGAUUUAGCUGCUCUGCAGAAUAACAGUACACCACAGCCACAAGGACCCACAAUAUAUGCUUCUAUUGCUUUAGAUAAGUUACGGUGAAGGGUUCCUGAAAAGUUAGAACCUUAGACCCAUGAUUGUAUUUUGAUAAUUGGUCAUCAAACUCAUUUUGAACCAAGUAAACCAAGAAAUUGUAAAUAGCUAUUUGGCUUGUUAAUCAGGCACAAGAAAUCCUUUCAUUUUGUAUGAAAUAUUACCUUAGUAUUUAUCAUGAUUAAAAAUUGAUUCUUUACAUGGGGGAAAAAAUCAAGGCUAUGGGGAGAAGGCAGGGAAUGGGUUUGAGGAACGUAUCAGCCCUGAUUGAAUGGUGGAGCAGGCUCAUUGGGCUGAAUGUCCUAAUUCAACUCCUGUAUCUUAUUGUCUAAAUAAACCAAUUUAGAAAUAGAGAAAACAGAACAAAGAGCAUAACAGUUUUGAGUAUUAGAUUAGUGUCAUAGAUUAUUAAGAUGUAUAUUCAUGCCUGCAACUAGCGUCUUUGUGUACAAGAUGAUUAGGGGGUUAGAUAGGGUUGACAGUGUGAACCUUUUCCCGCGUAUGGAGUCGGGUAUUACA
Chiloscyllium plagiosum (whitespotted bambooshark) is the source of this 3009-nucleotide messenger RNA. Its product is annotated as platelet endothelial cell adhesion molecule-like. Gene Ontology annotation, molecular function: transmembrane signaling receptor activity. Lineage: Eukaryota; Metazoa; Chordata; Chondrichthyes; Orectolobiformes; Hemiscylliidae. Gene Ontology annotation, biological process: immune response; cell surface receptor signaling pathway. Gene Ontology annotation, cellular component: external side of plasma membrane. The record is from RefSeq and is a predicted model, not a curated record.